AUGCAAGGAAUCAUUAUUAAAUUUUCCGGCGAAGCGGAAACGAAAUGGAAUACAGUCGAAUCGAAAACAGAUCAGGAGGGCAAGCAGUACGAAUCUACGACGAACCUGACCGGUCAGGAGGAGUACUUCCAGAUUCAGUACUAUCUGCUAGGGGGCAAAAAUAGCAAGGAAAUCGAUCUACCACCAGGAUCGCACACUUACCCCUUCACCUGUGCUCUUCCUCCGACCCUACCGUCGUCCUUUGAAGGCGAAUGGGGCUUUGUGCGUUACACGAUCAAGGUCACUCUUGACCGUCCCUGGAAAUUUGACCAGGAUGUCAAGAUGGCGUUCACCGUUAUCUCGCCGGUCGAUUUGAAUCUGAAUCCCCGUGUCAGCGAACCCUUCAAACUGGAGCUGGAGAAAACAUUCUGCUGCUUCUGUUGUAAAUCUGGCCCUCUGAGCUUGAUUGUUCACGUGCCGGUCACUGGUUUCGUAUCAGGACAAACCAUACCGAUGACCGUCGAGUGUGACAAUGCAAGUAACGUGACGGUAAAUACGAUUAAAUUAUCGCUAAGAAAGAAACUAUCUUUCCACGUCCAUAACCCACGGCGAGAGACGAGACAAAACACGGAAACAAUCAAGGAAAUUUCCUUCGGUCCCGUGGAACCCGGUGGCAGUCAGACGUGGGCCAAGGAGAUUACGAUUCCUCCGUUGCCACCGUCCAAUUUGGUCAACUGUGGCAUCAUCGAUGUCGAUUACGACAUAAGCGUUGACACGGCGUGCUCGGGAAUGCACAUCAGCCCGGAAGGAAUUAUACCGAUCGUGCUCGGUACAGUGCCACUGGCGUCAUUCCGACCACCAGCACCCUACACGGACAAUCCACCGGUCGAGACCGAUCCCUCGAUGCUGCCGACGCAACCGGUCAGCCCGGCCAGCCCACCAAACGGAGCCGGCGGGGCGAUGGGUUGGAACGUCGUGAACGGAGGGGAGAGCAUGUAUCCCAAUAUUCCGCCGCCAACAUUCGCCGAGGCCCAAUUCCGGGCACCGAACAUCACCACCAAAACCGACAGCAAGUUUACCCGAUUUGUCGGCCCGGCAGAUUAUGCUCCUCGCUAUCCCACGUAUGCUUUCACCCCUUCGGCCCCUCCAGCUGACUUAUGAACAAUUUUCCCUUCAAAAGGAUCGAAAAACGGUGUUUUUCAAGCAGAAAUUUCGAGAACAAAUUUUUUUAUUUUCUUAUUGUUACAAGAAAGGAAAAAAACAUUGUUUGUUGCGUAAUCAAUUCAGUUUCCCAUAACAUCAAAACGUUACGUUUUAUUUGUUUUUUUUUUCUUUUCUAGAUUAAGAAUGCCUACAUUUAUAUAACAUUAUAAUCAAUAUCGUCUGUAGACAGCGGCCACACGCUGUUUCGAUGUAAUUUAGCUACUACCAAUCCUAACUGAAACAUUACAAUAAUCGAGUCAAAACGCACAUCCAGUAAAAGUAACGAAAUGCAGCUAAUAUUUAACACCUUUGGGGUAUGUGACCAUGUAUAACUAUAAAGCCAUCUUGAAUAGUAAACAAUCGAAACUCCUCAUGGUUAGAGUUAGAUUAGAGAGCAGGUCGAAAGUAGCGGAAGAAGAACUCAAAGUUCAAAAAUGUAAGCACCGAAUUAUUAAAAUAAAACACGUUUGCAGCAAUGUAAAUUCCCAUAAAAAAAAAUCUUGAAAUGUGCGAGGAAAGAAGAAUUUCAAUAUAUGUGUAAAAGUAAACACAUGUAAAAACUAGUAUGAUGGCUUCCUCACGCUCUACAUAAAUGCAACGUAAACAUUGUAUUGAUCUUCGUGUUCCAGUUAAAAC
This is a messenger RNA of Uranotaenia lowii, 1818 nucleotides long. RefSeq names its product arrestin domain-containing protein 17. Gene Ontology annotation, cellular component: cytoplasm. NCBI's taxonomy places the organism in Eukaryota, Metazoa, Arthropoda, Insecta, Diptera, Culicidae. The transcript is spliced from 3 exons. Bases 1 to 1140 code for a protein of 379 amino acids. The record is from RefSeq and is a predicted model, not a curated record. Gene Ontology annotation, biological process: protein transport.